AACACAAAAAUGCUGACAGGGGAGUUGUUGUGCCUGAUGAUGUAAUCCUGACUUGUGUUUAAACUGUAGCAGCAGGUACGUCUGUAUCAGGUCUGUUCUCCAGCACUCAAAUCUGUGGUUUCAUCUGGAUUUUCAAAAUGUACGGACAAAACCAAGGAAACCAGUAUCCGGGGGGCUACCCCAACAAUCCGCAGCAGAUGCCAGGAGGGUACCCUCAGUAUCCUCCAGGAACCUACCUUCCUGGAGGCUACCCUCAGUAUCCUCCAGGAACCUGCCCUCCUGGAGGCUACCCUCAGUAUCCUCAAGGAACCUGCCCUCCUGGAGGCUACCCUCAGUAUCCUCAAGGAACCUGCCCUCCUGGAGGCAACCCUCAGUAUCCUCCAGGAACCUACCCUCCUGGAGGCUACCCUCAGUAUCCUCCAGGAACCAACCCUCCUGGAGGCUACCCUCAGUAUCCUCCAGGAACCUACCCUCCUGGACCUGCAUAUCCUGGACAUGCACCUGGGCCUGGUUAUGGUCAUGGCCAAGGGCAGUGCCAUGGUUCUUGUCAGGGGCAAUGUCAGGGACAAUGCCAUGGACAUGGACAUGGACAUGGGCACGAACAUGGUCAUGGUCAUGGUCAUGGUCAUGGGCAUGAACAUGGACAUGGACAUGGACAUGGACAUGGACACAAGGACAAGGACAAGCAUAAGCACAAGGACAAGAAAAAGGACAAGAAAAAGGACAAGCACAAGCACAAACAUGGUCACCAGCAUGGCCAAUGUCACAAGAAAGGAAAAGACUGCCAUGGGUCCUCCAGCAGCUCCUGCAGCAGUGACUCCGACUAAAUAUAAAUUCUUUACAAUGCAAGAUAGAAGACAAUCUGUGACUGGAAACCUUCCUCCUCCUGCUGCAUCUGACAAUCUAACAGUAGAAUUAUCAUGUGUAUGUAAAAUCAUGUAAAAUCAGGGAUUUAGCCUUUCUAUGUUAGAUUUUAUCAUGUGGUAAAAAGAUAUGCAUUAAAUCCUUUUAACUAUAUAGUUAAUAACAUUUUGAAUCUUCUUUCUAACUUUCUGACACGGAACAGUGUCUUUACUGUGGUUUAAACAUUAUUGCUUUCAUGACUGUAUUUGUGGGAAAAAAAACAUUAAAAGUUAUCUUUGUUCAUAAACAAUUUGAAAAAAUAAAUUGUUGGUUCUGUUUUUCUGCCUUA
This is a messenger RNA of Melanotaenia boesemani (Boeseman's rainbowfish), 1192 nucleotides long. RefSeq names its product galectin-3-like. The record is from RefSeq and is a predicted model, not a curated record. Lineage: Eukaryota; Metazoa; Chordata; Actinopteri; Atheriniformes; Melanotaeniidae. The transcript is spliced from 5 exons. The coding region runs from base 138 to 827 and encodes 229 amino acids.